This is a messenger RNA of Schizosaccharomyces osmophilus, 936 nucleotides long. It is a transcript of the gene pas4, whose product is annotated as peroxisomal ubiquitin-protein ligase E3 involved in peroxisome organization and biogenesis. Gene Ontology annotation, molecular function: zinc ion binding. The record is from RefSeq and is a predicted model, not a curated record. NCBI's taxonomy places the organism in Eukaryota, Fungi, Ascomycota, Schizosaccharomycetes, Schizosaccharomycetales, Schizosaccharomycetaceae. The transcript is spliced from 2 exons. The coding region runs from base 1 to 936 and encodes 311 amino acids. Gene Ontology annotation, biological process: protein import into peroxisome matrix. Gene Ontology annotation, cellular component: peroxisomal membrane.
AUGGAGUUGUUCGGUUCCGCUAGUCCUCUUCAAAUCGUACUUUCAAAUGAAAUUGACGAUUUAUGUACACAAUUCUUAAAAGGUCAGAUAGAAACAGCAUUUAAAACCCUGACUUUUCCAAGACCUUUUUGGAAUUCUGUCGUGUCCCAAGAGUCUUUCGAUGUUUUAGCAACUUUGCUUUAUCAAUUAUCGAGUUUAGGACGAGGUUCUCUUGGUAAUGAGGUUUCGAAAAUAUUGUUGGUGAAUUCCAAUGACAGGCUAAAACGGGUAUCGCCAAAGCUAAAGACUUAUGAAAUCCUCUUGAAUUCAGUAUUUCAAUUAAUAUUUUUACUUGCAAAGAAAUGGGGACAGAAAGCUUACAGACGUACAAACUCCGUGCAAAGUUCACAUCAUGAUCAUCCAGGCAACUCGCCUAUGAAGGAUGUACUAGUAAACAAAAUAUAUCUUUUUUUCAAAAGGUGGAUGCCAGCUCUGUCGCGUAUUUAUUCCAUUAUACGCCUUUUGUUUUUCAUAAAUAAGCAUCAUUGUCGAACAUUAUCUCAACUUUUGCUCGGCCUUCGUUACAUUUCAAUAGGCACCUCAGAAAGAAGCUUUACAAAUAAGAAGUUUUUUCUACUUCUAUUUUACAAUUGCAUAAGACUGGCAAUAUCGAUUUUGAAGAAUACAAAACGAGGCAAGCAUUUACUUGUACCAGAAACAGACAACGACUCUUGGUCAUUAGAGUCCGCAACUCUAGAGAAUUCUGAAGCCUUCUCUUUUAUACCUGCUCCUUCUAGAAAAUGUGCUUUGUGUAUGGAAUGGAUGCAUAGACCUACAGUUACUGAAUGCGGCCAUAUAUAUUGUUGGCAUUGUAUAUACAACUGGACAAAAACAAAGCCGGAAUGUCCCUUGUGUAGAUCUUUUGCCUCCACUUCGAAGCUAAUCUUACUUCGGUAG